CAAAGUGAGACUCUGUCUCAAAAAAAAAGAAAAAGAAAAAGAAAAAAGAAAAGAAAACUGAGGCUUGGAGAAGGAAAGGGCCUUGCUCAAGGACAUCCAUCAAGUCUAUGAUGGGGUCAGGAUGGAAACCCAGUUUUUGAACUCCUAUGCCAGGGUUUUUUCCAGCACCCACAUCCAGGGCUGCUCUCCCACAUAGCACACCUUCACUGGGCCCUGUCUAGGAACCCACUGGUACCCACAGGUACACCUGGGGUUCCUACUCAUGUCCCUCACCAGCCCACCCAGCUCACGGCGCCCAGGCCCAAAGGAGGAAUUGGGGCCUGGAGAGGGUGGAGGUGUGGUGGCCCACUACUCUGGGCAGCCCUGGGAGCCAGGGUGGCUGGGGGCCACAGAGAGGGCAAGGAUAGACCCUCUGAACUUUGGCAGGAGUUGAGGUAUGAAGGGAGGAUGUAUGUAUUUGUAUGUGUGUGGGGGGGUGGUUAUUCAUGCCAAGCCCAUGCUCCCAUCCCCCUCAGACUCCUGAGUCACUUGCCCCUAAGGUUGAGGCACAUUCUUGAAGGGAGUGGUCACAGGGGUUACAGGGCCCUUUUAGCCCCUAGGCCAGUUUCUAUUCCUCCUGGGACUGAAACCAGCUCCCCCUCAGACUCAACACCUCCCCACCAACUAAUAUAGUGACAUUCUCCUCUAAUUGCUGCCGGGGGAACUCCUAAGACCAGACCUGGGUUUGGUGGGGAGGGCAGGUCUGGGUCCCAAAUCUCAGGGAGGGAUUCCUUGUAUUCAGUGAGGUGUUUGACCUACAUUCAUAUGAGCCUGACUGGAUCUCCCUUCCCGGUCCUGUGGUGCUCCCCACCCCCAUCCCUCAGGGCCAAUCCGCGGUGGGCCAGGGCAAGGCAGAGGAUCAAGGACCCCUCCCUGCCAUCUCCCCAUCUUGGCGCCCAGGCAGGUCGGCUGGGGAAAAACAGCCGCUCGGCCUAAGGGAGCAGCCUCAGAAAUCCUGUCCGUGGGGAGCAGCGCCCUCGUGUGGCCUCCAGGAGAAGCAGGGCUCCUUUCCCAGCCCGGUCCUUUGAAUGCGCUCAUUGAACAAAUAUUUACUGAGAGCCACUAUGUGCCAGGCGCUGCUCUAGGCUCAGCAGGGAAGACAGGUACCUGCUCCACGGCCUGUAAAUUUCUGUCUAUGUCUCUCUCUCUGGGAAGAGGCAGGCAAUAAAUGAUCAAUAAAUAAAUGAGGAAGAAACUAAAACAGAGAAAUGUGAUGGAGAGUGGCCCAAGAGGGAAACUUAGGACAGGAUGGCAAAGGAAGGUUUCCUUGAGUAGCUAACAUCUGAGAUGAGACCUAGUGACAGGGGUCUAGUCAUGUGAAGAUCUGGGGGAAAAGCUUUCCUUGCACAGGGAACAGCUCCUGCAGAGACACUCAGGCAGGGACAGAUUUUGCAUAGCACAUGGAAAGCCAGUGUGGCUAGAAAGAGUGAGCAAGAGAAGAAUGAGAUAAAGUAAGAGAGGUGAGUUGGGGUCAGACUAUAAAUCUUGCAGACCAUGACAAGGAGUUUGAUUUUUCUUGUAGGAGUACUGGGAAUGUACUGGGUGAAUAUUGAGCAGAAGAGUAAUGCAGCUUGCUGGGCUUUUAAAAGGAUCUGUAUGGCUGCUGUGUGGAGGAUGGACUUUGGGCAAGGGAGGAAGAAUGGAAGCAGGGAGAUUAUUGCAAGACAUUAGAAGGCUAUUGAAAUAAUUUAGUUGAGAAAUGAUGGUGGCUUGGAUCAGGGUAGUUGUGGUGGAGGUGGGAAGAUGUAGUUGGAUUCUGGGUACAUUAUGAAGGUAGAGUCAACAGGGUCAACUGAGUCAACAGUAUUAAUGGACCACAUUCUCCUUUGUUCAUUUAGUUCCAGGAACUCCUACACUCACAUGCCCUAGUUGGCUCCUCCAUCCUCAUUGGGGGGCUGAGUUAGAGGGGCAGACUACAGGGACACAGCUAAAUUGGGGAGUUUCCAAGUGUUGUUAGACAAAAGAAUUUGGGACUCAGACAUUGUGUUCUCCAUGAACAGCCGCUAUUUUCCAUUAUUAGCCCAUAUAAUGGGCAGGGCCUCUCUACCUGCUGUCUCCCUUACCCUGCCUGAUCUCUACAGACUAGUUAUUUACUAGGUCUCUGUUUGUCCAAAUGAGUGUGUGUGUGGCCCCCAGGGUGUGUUGGUGACACUCAAAACAGUCCUGGGUGUUUGGUGUUUGUAUUUGAUACAGGCUAGGGGGCAGCAUAACAUGGGGGUGUCAGCCUUCAGACCUACGCCAGCCAUUUCCUCCUGUUUAUUUACACAAAACACAGUGGGGUCAGACCUGAUCCCAGAGAAAAUGCACACACACACUUUGGCCCCAGGUUAGGCAUUUUUGGAAAGCCUGGAAAAAGCCAGGUUAGCCUUGCAAACGCUCUCAGGCCAGCAGGGGGUGGGGGAGGUAAGGAGGGGAAGUGGGUGACCAGUAGGCUCUGGAGUCAACAGGCCUCACCCUGUUUGCAUUGUGCUGCGGUGGGGGGUGCAUUAUAAAUGUAGACAGCCAGAGGGCUCCUGGCUUCAGAACCUACCACUGCACUGGUUCUGAGCGUCUAUGCAAGCCUCACCAGGAUGAAGCUGCCAGGCCAGAAGGAGUUUGAAGCCCCUAGUGCUCAUGAAAAUGUUCCUGUAGGGGAGCUGGGUAGUGGCCUUGGCCCCAGCCCCAGCACCGAUGGCCCCUCAGACACAGACAGCAGGGAACUGGGGGUACCCAAGGACCCUCUGCUCUUCAUUCAGCUGAAUGAGUUGCUGGGCUGGCCCCAGGCGCUGGAGUGGAGAGAGACAGGCAGGUGGGUCCUAUUUGAGGAGAAGUUGGAGGUGGACGCAGGCCGGUGGAGCGCCCCCCACGUGCCUACGGUGGCCCUGCCCAGCUUCCAGAACCUCCGCAGCCUGCUGGCCGAGGGCCUUGUACUGCUGGACUGUCCAGCUCAGAGCCUCCUGGAGCUCGUGGAGCAGGUGACCAGGGUGGAGUCACUGAGCCCUGAGCUGAGGGGGCAGCUGCAGGCCUUGCUGCUGCAGAGACCCCAGCACUACAUCCAGACCACAGGCACCAGGCUCUGCUGGGGAUCUACCCAUCAAAGAAAGUCUUCUUAUGAUGAGGAAGCUCCCUUGAAGGAACAGCAUCAGAACCCCCUGAGACAGAGGCUGCCUCCAGGGGCUGAGGCAGGGACUGUGCUGGCUGGAGAGCUGGGCUCCCUGGCACAGCCACUAGGGGCCUUUGUUCGACUGCGGGAUCCAGUGGUGCUGGGGCCCCUCACUGAGGUGCCCCUCCCCAGCAGGUUUUUCUGCCUUCUCCUGGGCCCCCCCAUGCUGGCAAAGGGCUACCAUGAGAUGGGCCGGGCGGCAGCUGUCCUCCUCAGUGACCCGCAAUUCCAGUGGUCAGUUCGCCGGGCCGGCAACCUUCACGACCUUCUGGCAGCUUUAGAUACCUUCCUAGAGGAGGUGACAGUGCUCCCUCCAGGUCGGUGGGACCCGACAGCCCGUAUUCCUCCACCCACAUGUCUUCCCUCUCAGCACAAAAGGCUGCUCUCUCAACUGCGCGAAGUCAAGGGCAUCACCGCCCCGCAUGUGACCCGGCCUGAGGACAGGCACCGCCACGGGCUGCAGGCAUCCAGCCCGGAGCUGCAGCGGACCGGCAGGCUGUUUGGGGGCCUUGUCCAGGAUGUGCGCAGGAAGGCCUCGUGGUACCCCAGCGAUUUCCUGGACGCCCUGCACCCCCAAUGCUUCUCGGCUGUGCUCUACAUUUACCUGGCCACCAUCACAAACGCCAUCACUUUUGGUGGUUUGCUGGGAGAUGCCACGAACGGUGCCCAGGGAGUGCUGGAAAGUUUCCUGGGCACAGCGGUGGUUGGAGCUGCCUUCUGCCUAACGGCAGGCCAGCCCCUCACCAUCCUCAGCAGCACAGGGCCAGUGCUGGUCUUUGAACGCCUGCUCUUCUCCUUCAGCAGAGAUUACAGCCUGGACUACCUGCCCUUCCGCCUGUGGGUGGGCAUCUGGGUGGCUACCUUUUGCCUGGUGCUGGUGGCCACAGAAGCCAGUGUGCUGGUGCGCUACUUCACCCGCUUCACUGAGGAAGGUUUCUGUGCCCUCAUCAGCCUCAUCUUCAUCUAUGAUGCCGUGGGCAAAAUGCUGAACUUGGCCCAUGCCUAUCCCAUCCAGAGGCCUGGGUCCCCUGCCUAUGGCUGCCUCUGCCAAUACCCAGGCACAGGAGGAAAUGAGUCUCAAUGGACAAGGACAAAUCCAAAAGACAGAGAUGACAUCUUAAUCAUGGACCUAGGCCUGAUCAAUGCAUCCUUGUUGCCUCCGCCUGAGUGCGCCCGGCGAGGUGGCCUCCCUCGUGGCCCUGGCUGUCAUACAGUCCCAGACAUCGCCUUCUUCUCCCUCCUCCUCUUCCUUACCUCCUUCUUCUUUGCCAUGGCCCUCAAGCAUGUGAAGACCAGCCACUUCUUCCCCUCUGUGGUACGCAAGGUACUCAGCGAUUUCUCCUCAGUCCUGGCCAUCCUGCUGUGCUGUGGCCUUGAUGCCUUCCUGGGCCUAGCCACACCAAAGCUCCUGGUGCCCAGAGAGUUCAAGCCCACACUCCCUGGGCGUGGCUGGCUGGUGUCACCUUUUGGAGCCAACCCCUGGUGGCUGAGUGUGGCAGCUGCCCUACCUGCCCUGCUGCUGUCUAUCCUCAUCUUUAUGGACCAGCAGAUCACAGCAGUCAUCCUCAACCGUGUGGAAUAUAGACUGCGGAAGGGAGCUGGCUUCCAUCUGGAUCUCUUCUGUGUGGCUAUGCUGAUGCUGCUCACAUCAGUGCUUGGGCUGCCCUGGUAUGUCUCAGCCACUGUCAUCUCCCUGGCCCACAUGGAUAGUCUUCGGAGAGAAAGUAGAGCCUGUGUCCCCGGGGAGCCUCCCAGCUUCCUGGGCAUCAGGGAACAGAGGCUGACAGGCCUGGUGGUGUUCAUUCUUACAGGAGUUUCUAUCUUCCUGGCACCUGUACUCAAGUUCAUCCCAAUGCCUGUGCUGUACGGCAUCUUCUUGUACAUGGGGGUGGCAGCACUGAGCAGCAUCCAGUUCAUGAAAAGAGUGCAGCUACUGUUAAUGCCAGCAAAGCAUCAGCCAGACCUGCUGCUCUUACGGCAUGUACCCCUGAGCAGGGUCCACCUCUUCACAGCCAUCCAACUCUCCUGCCUGGGUCUGCUUUGGAUAAUCAAGUCUACCCCUGCAGCCAUCAUCUUCCCCCUCAUGUUGUUGGGCCUGGUGGGGGUCCGAAAGGCACUGGAAUGGGUCUUCUCACCACAGGAACUCCUUUGGCUGGAUGAGCUGAUGCCAGAGGAAGAGAGAAGCAACCCUGAGAAGGUGCUGGAGCUAGAGCACCCAUUCAGUGGAAGUGACAGUGAAGAUUCAGAGCUGAUGUAUCAGCCAAAGGCUCCAGAAAUCAACAUCUCUGUGAAUUAGCUGAAGUAGGAGUCUGGGAGUGGAGAGACCGGGAAACUGAGCAUGAGUUCACAGGUGUUUACUCACGAAGUCAGGACAUUGUUGGCCUUUGGCUUAAGUGCUAGAUGCUCAAUCAGCUGGGGACCCGGAGCAAUGGGGCAAGACUGAAGGGCAGCUGGCCAAGACCUCGGUUACCUCCUGAGCUGGAGUGGAGAGUGGCAAGGAGCAAGUAGGUUAGCUGUGUGCUUAGGAAAGCUGAUGAGCUAGAAGGACUUAUCAGGCCCCAUUCACUCUCCACCCAUUAAAGAGACCUGAGCCC
Messenger RNA from Microcebus murinus (gray mouse lemur), 5775 nucleotides. RefSeq names its product solute carrier family 4 member 9 (gene SLC4A9). Gene Ontology annotation, biological process: bicarbonate transport; regulation of intracellular pH; transmembrane transport. The record is from RefSeq and is a predicted model, not a curated record. Gene Ontology annotation, molecular function: solute:inorganic anion antiporter activity; sodium:bicarbonate symporter activity; monoatomic anion transmembrane transporter activity. Gene Ontology annotation, cellular component: plasma membrane; basolateral plasma membrane. Lineage: Eukaryota; Metazoa; Chordata; Mammalia; Primates; Cheirogaleidae.